Messenger RNA from Scatophagus argus, 4223 nucleotides. RefSeq names its product G protein-coupled receptor, class C, group 5, member C (gene gprc5c). Gene Ontology annotation, molecular function: protein kinase activator activity; G protein-coupled receptor activity. The coding region runs from base 1983 to 3224 and encodes 413 amino acids. NCBI's taxonomy places the organism in Eukaryota, Metazoa, Chordata, Actinopteri, Scatophagidae. The transcript has 4 exons. Gene Ontology annotation, cellular component: extracellular exosome; plasma membrane; intracellular membrane-bounded organelle. The record is from RefSeq and is a predicted model, not a curated record. Gene Ontology annotation, biological process: G protein-coupled receptor signaling pathway.
GAGAGACAGGCGGGGACUGAGAGACAGGCGGGGGCUGAGAGACAGGCGGGGACGGAGCAUCACAGCAGUCAGCUCGUUGGAAAAUCGCCUCUUAAAGACUCAAACGUUCACUGUCACGUUUCGGUGGAGGUGAGCUGUGUGCUACCUGAGAGUCCAAACUGAAGGGAGCGUUUCAGCGCGGAGGUGAAGCCUGCAGGUCGUUCUGCUCUUUUAUUCUGUACAUGCAGAGGUAUGUUCACAUUCAACAUCUCACCUCGGUGUUCAUUCAUUCAAAAUAUGAGCUACUUUAAGUGACAGUAAACUCAAACUUAACUUCACUUUGUGGUGUCUUUGUUGUUUUAUGAAGGGGCAGAGGGAGUGUGGCUCUUUGGGGAUCUUAAACACUUUGUGCGGGUCUUACGGGCAGGUUAAAGCGUGAAAAAGUUUUAGAUGCAUAAAAUACCUAAAUCAGCCUGAAUGUUAGAGUGGACACAAUGAAGAGGAUUAAAUUGCAGAAUGUUUGUUGGAGUGAAUGUGGCUUUUAUGUUUGGUGAUGUGGCUGCGUGAUUAUGACGACCUGAGGCUAAUUUGGGCUGCGGACUCUUUGAAUGUAUUAUGUUGCGUUCAAAGACCCAUCUGGAUGCUCAAGGCGAACAACACAUUAGAUUUUAUCUUAUUUUAGGACUGGUCACUUAUUGUUUCAGUUUGCAGUAUAUUGCUGGGUUUUCACACAGUGGAGGAAAGAGUUCAAUACUUUAUUUUGGGCAGAAAGGCAUUUCAAUACUGCUAUUAACAACACAACUGUAAUGAAGAUCAGGUGAUAUGACUGAAAGCUCCACAGUAGCUGCUUAAUGGACCAUGUGCUGAGAUUGUUUACUUCCAAACUGCUGUGUCCAAGGUCAAGAAGUCCGAGUCCUCCAACCGAGGAGUGUGAUUGUUAGUCUACUGAUGUGUUUGGAUCUUGACUGUAGGAAUCAGAGGUUUCAUUUUCCAUGUAAAUGAAAACAAGAAGUAAUCAGAUGGAGAUCCAGCUGGGAGUCUUUGGUCUGCUCUUCAUGAUUUAUGCUGUGUUUUAUUAAAGCCCAACUGCUGCCUUGUUUCUUCUUCUUGUCUUUUUCCUGUUCACACUGUACUGAAAAUCUGCCUUGUGCUGACAUGUUGACAAUAAAACAGUUGGUCCUUGAGCUCGCCAUGGUAACGGAGGGUGAAAAUGAAGCCGAAUGAGUGCGUUAAAACCGUACAGUCAGUGUCACCACAGGCUGUUUCUCAGCUUGACAGCAGCUGGACACAUGGAGAGACAGAAAAGGUUGACGUCUGAUUGAGUCACAGAGGUUUGAAAGGCUGAACGUCGGCCACCACACGUCUAUCGAUUCAGCUCAGAGACCGUCCUCUGUUCAGUGUAAUUAGAUCUGACGGGGACAAAGAGGACCAGCCAGACGCAGCAGAAAGACAAGACUGAGACUGUGGACAUCUUUAUUCACAAAGCAGACAAAGUGUAUGUUGUGUAAAAGGCACAGCCAUUUGUUUGUGUAUUAUUCACAUUGGAAAUGUUAAAACUGCACUUCCUCCCACUGCACCUUAGGUUCAAUGCUCUUUCACCUCAUCGAUUCAGGUGUAAUCACAAAGUACAGAAACAGCAUUUGUUAACAGAUUCCAUUAAUGAUUAACACCGUCGUUGAGGUUUGACAUUCCUCUGAUAUUUUGGUGACUGCUGAGGUCUUGGAUGAAGCUUUCUGAUUCUGAAUAACAGUUAAGUCACUUUGUAUGACAUUUUCUAUGUAAACAUCAUUACAUUGUAUCUGUGUGUAUAUUGACUCAUGAAAGUGGAAUAUUUGCUUAAUUGGGUGUAGACUAAAGUAUCCUAUUCAAGCGCUGGUGACGUAUUUGAGUCUUUGUUAAGCUCUGUCCACAGCAGACCUUUCUCAGACUCUACCUGUUUGCCCAUCUGAACAGGUGCUGUCAGAAUCCCAGAACAGCUCAAACUGAACUCUCUCCCAGUGCCCAUGGCCGCCAACUUCACCCCUCAGGGUUGCGGCCCUAACGUGGACUCACUCUAUUACAACCUGUGUGACCUCAGCGUCGUUUGGGGUAUCGUGCUGGAGGCCUUCGCGGCGGCUGGCAUCGUCUUCUCCUUUGUGCUUUUCAUCUCAGUGUUAGCCAGCGUGCCCUUCACACAAAGCAAGAACCGCAAGAGCUCAGUGGCCCUCCACGCCUGCUUCUUGGUCUGCACCACCGGCCUCUUCUGCCUGACCUUCGCCUUCAUCGUGGGAAAGGACUUCUCCACCUGUGCUUCACGGAGGUUCCUCUUCGGGGUGCUGUUUGGCGGCUGCUUCGCUUGCCUCCUGAUGCAGUGUGUGAGGCUGAACAUCCUCGUCAGGCGUAACAGCGGACCCCGGGCUUGGGUCUUAUGUCUGGCGGCGGUGGGGCUGUGGCUCGUGGAGGUGGUCAUCAACACAGAGUGGCUGAUCAUCACAGUCGUGCGCCACCCACAAGGGCCACUCAAUGCCACCGCAGAAGUCAGCAGGGCCACCUCUACUCCUUGCAACAUCGCCAAUGAGGACUUUGUCAUGGCACUGAUCUACGUGAUGACCCUGAUCCUGGCUGUGGUGGUUGCAAGUCUGGCCAUCAUGGCAGGAAAACACAAACAGUGGAAGAUGGAAGGCGCCUGGAUCCUUGUAACCAGCUUGUUCUCUGUGGGUAUUUGGGUGGCAUGGAUCGUCAUGUAUGUCUAUGGGAACGAGAAGCAUGGAGGGCCUACAUGGGAUGACCCCACCUUGGCCAUCGCCUUGGUGGCGAACGCAUGGGUGUUCCUCAUCCUCUACACCAUUCCUCAAGUCUGCUCUUUGACCAGUGAUGAUGAAAGCCAGCAAGGUUUUGGGGAAGAUCUAUACCCGAAUCUAGGAGUCGGUUACGAGACGAUCCUGAAGGAACAGAGCUCCCAGAACAUGUUCAUGGAAAACAAGGCCUUCUCUAUGGACGAACCCAACCAAGGAUCCAAGCCGGUGUCUCCAUACAGCGGAUACACCGGUCAGCUGCGCAGUUCAGUCUACCAGCCCACCGAGCUGGCUCUCAUCAGCAAAGCCGUGGGAAACCACCCGCCGGACUCCUUUGACAUGGUCAUUCCCAGAGCUUCCACCAACUCUGCAGCCAACAGCGGGAGCAGCACCCCCUCCACACACACCGAGAUCGGGAACAGUGCACACACUCAGACAAACGGAAAUAGCGUAGGGGAACGGUCCACAUAGGACGUCCCGGUGGUGACCACACUGAGGCUCCCAGCACCCAGCCACAAUGACUUCAGUUCGCGUCUUGUCAUUCGCACCCGCUGACUGUAUGUUUGCUGUUACGGUUCCCUAAGCUGGUUCUAAGAGGAACCCUCAGUUCUGACAUGUGGGGGCUGGGUCAUCACCCCUCAUGGAAAACAGCCAAACCUUCUUUUGACUGAAUUCCCUUGUGCCAUUGGGUAUCAGACAGCACAGAGCUUCAUCUGGAGGUCAAAGCGAGGGGAUGAAGCUACGGCUUUGCUGCAGAACAAAGACUUUUUGCAGUGAGUGUUGUUUCACUGUGGGCUCCCUGCUGGACCCAAUCACACAGAUGAAGAGUGACGGUGCUGAUGGCGCAAAAACUGUCUGAAGAGAAUAGUGAAACCAAAGGUUGGGGCUGACUUUGGCCCGGUAUGAUAUUCACAUGUACACACACCAAACAGACACCAGUGAACAUCCCUCACUCAGUUUGGCAUGAAGGCGACACAGGCUGGAAAAAACACCUAGAGGGACUGCAUUCACUUAUAUUAAUAAAUAUUAUGCACAGUUGGGUUUAAUUACAUGAGUAGGUAUGUAUUUUUGUGCCUGGAUUGUGAAUACUGUUAAUGACCACACGCAAAGUGCACACGCAAAAUUAAGUAGUUGGUGUUGAAUUAAUGCAAAUGCGUUGUUGACGUGUCAGUGGCUCCUCGCUGCAUGAAAACUUUGUAUGAAUAUGUGUAUUUAAUGCUAUUUAUAAUAGGGAUAGAUUCAUUUAAAAAUGUGCUGCUUCGGCUCUGAUGCGGCGUCCUCCCUGUCUGUGGACACAUCUCUGUGGUCUCACUCGGUGUCCCGCCCACGACACAAUCUGAUUGGACCAGAGAGACGGAACGUCAGCUGCUCAUAACGACGUCAUCUUCAUUUAUUCACAUGUUCUGAUUGCCCAGAUCGCCGCCACUGUGUGAUUCAUGUACAGCAAAUAAAGAUUCACUUGUGAUGUUA